Amaranthus tricolor (Joseph's coat) is the source of this 2978-nucleotide messenger RNA. RefSeq names its product probably inactive leucine-rich repeat receptor-like protein kinase IMK2. NCBI's taxonomy places the organism in Eukaryota, Viridiplantae, Streptophyta, Magnoliopsida, Caryophyllales, Amaranthaceae. Gene Ontology annotation, biological process: protein phosphorylation. The record is from RefSeq and is a predicted model, not a curated record. The transcript is spliced from 2 exons. Bases 320 to 2743 code for a protein of 807 amino acids. Gene Ontology annotation, molecular function: protein kinase activity; protein binding; ATP binding.
AACAAUUGACAUUGUUUUUGUUUCUUCAUACUUUCAAAACUCCCCAACCAAAACAACAAAACUAGCCGUUGUAAUCUUCCUAAAACAUCUCCUUAUCACUCCCCAUUACAUUUCUCAAUUCUCCCAUGAAACUUUCUUCUGUCUCUUUAUCUCUCUUUCUCUCUCUUCACCUUCUUAAUUGAUCACCACCAACAACCCAUAAGACAAAGCAAGCUAAAGAACUUGCUUUGUUGCUGUAUUUACUUGCUUUUUUUUUGAUUUAUUAACUGUUUGUUCAUAAAUUUUGAAUUAAUUUUACAUUUUUUUUGCAUUUUGAUUUAUGGGUAAUUGGUUUCAUAACCCAAAUUGUAAUGGGUCGAUCUCAAUUUCAAAAUUUGUUCGAUUUGGAUUGAUUUUUUCAUUCAUAUAUCUAUUAUUUCUGUCACCAAAAUUUGUAACAGGGCAAGAAAGUGAUGGAGAAAUCAUAACCCUUUCUGAUUUCCAAACCCUCGUAGCGUUCAAACGUGAGCUAAUCGAUCUUCGUGAUACGCUUAAAAGCUGGAAUGGAUCCAGAAAUGGAGUUUGUUCAGGAAGUUGGGCAGGAAUCAGGUGUAUGAAGGGACAUAUUAUUGCUAUACAACUCCCAUUUAAGGCCUUAAGUGGGAGACUCAGUGAUAAAAUUGGGCACUUGAAAGAGCUUAGAAGGCUUAGUCUUCAUGAUAAUCUUAUUGGGGGUACUAUCCCUUCUUCUUUAGGGUCACUCCCUAAUCUUAGAGGACUUUAUCUCUUUAACAAUCGUUUUUCUGGAUCUAUCCCUCCUUCAAUUGGAAAUUCCCCUCAGCUUCAAGCCAUUGAUCUUAGCAACAAUUUGCUCAAGGGUUUUAUACCUCUUAAUCUUGUCAAUUCUCUUAGAAUUCAUAGGCUCAAUUUGAGCUUUAAUUCGCUUUCGGGUCCUAUUCCUCGUAGCUUUUCGCUUUCGUCUUCCCUUACCUUCCUUGCCCUUCAAAGGAAUAACCUUUCUGGUUCAAUCCCAAGUUCUUGGACUACCCAAAAUCUUAAGUCAUUGACCCUUGAUCACAAUUCUUUCUUUGGAAGUAUCCCUUAUUCUUUGGGUAAGUUGGGUAAUCUUGAGGAAUUGUCUUUAAGUCAUAACAAGAUUAAUGGGACUAUCCCAAAUGAGUUGACUACCCUUUUAAAGCUUAGGGCUUUGGAUUUGUCAAGCAAUUCCAUCAAUGGUAGUUUGCCUAAAGGAUUUGUGGGUUUAAGGAAUCUUUCAUCUCUUAACCUUAAACAAAAUCAUCUUACAGGAGAAAUUCCUCCCAAUAUUGGUAAUCUUUCUAAAAUUAGUACCCUCGAUUUAUCAGAAAACAAUUUCACAGGAGAAAUCCCUUCCUCAAUUGGAAAUCUCUCAAAUUUGACAUCUUUCAAUGUAUCCUACAAUUCUCUAUCAGGCCAAGUUCCUAUUCACCUAUCAAAGAAAUUCAAUUCCUCCUCAUUUGUGGGAAACAUUCAGUUAUGUGGGUUUAGUCCAUCAACAGCUUGUAUUGCACCAUCACCAGAAUCUGAGACUCCAUCAGAAAGUCCAUUAUUGAGUCCAUUAUCUAGUAAUGAACCAAAAGAUCACCAUAGAAAAUUGAGUACAAGGGAUAUAAUCCUUAUAAUAGUAGGAGCACUACUUGCAAUUCUGUUUUUACUUUUCUGUGUUUUAUUGUGUUGUGUGAUCAGGAAAAGAACGAGCUCGAAAGCUCAAAAUGGUAAGACUUCAGGUAUAGAAAAGGGUUUUGCUGCAGGAAGUGCAGGAGCAAGUAGAGCGGAAGCAGGAUCGAAUGGCGGUAAAUUGGUGUUGUUUGAUGGCCCAUUUGUGUUUACUGCUGAUGAUUUGUUGUGUGCAACAGCUGAAGUCAUGGGGAAAAAUCCCUACGGGACGGUGUAUAAGGCGUCGCUUGAAGAUGGUAAUCAAGUUACAGUUAAAAGGCUUAGAGAGAAGCUUGCAAAGAGUCCUAAGGAGUUUGAGCUUGAAGUUGCUGCACUUGGAAGGAUUCGACACCCGAAUCUUCUUCCCCUUAGGGCUUAUUACUUGGGUCCUAAAGGGGAGAAGUUGUUGGUUUCUGAUUACUUGUCUAAAGGAAGUCUUUCCACCUUCCUUCAUUCUCGUGGACCAGAAACCGUGAUCGAUUGGCCAACGAGGAUGAAGAUUGCAAUAGGAAUAACACGCGGAUUGAACCACAUCCAUAACCAAGAGAACUUAACCCAUGGAAAUCUUACCUCAAGUGAUGUCUACCUAGAUGAGCAAAACAACCCAAGAAUAUCUGAUUAUGGGAUUCACAGACUAAUGACCGACACAGCAAAUUCCAAUGUUAUAACAACCGAUAACUCAGCAGGUUACCGGGCACCUGAAUUCACAAAGACGAAGAAAGCGAACACAAAAACCGAUAUCUACAGUCUAGGAGUGAUCAUACUAGAGCUGUUGACAGGAAAAUCACCGAAAGAGGAUCAGGACGGUCCUGAUUUACCGCAGUGGGUGGCAUCAACUGUCAAGGAAGAAUGGACUAAUGAGGUUUUCGAUCUCGAGUUAAUGAGGGAUGUUUCGACAACCGGAGAUGAAAUGCUUAACACAUUGAAGUUGGCAUUGCACUUGGUUGAUCCUUCCCCUGAUGCGCGACCGGAUGUUGAGCAGGUUCUUCGGCAGUUAGAGGAGAUUAACCCCAAGUUUACUGCUGAAGUUGUUGAGGAAUCUGCUGAGAAAGAGAAAAGCCAUGACUGAUCUGAAUGCUAUGUGUUGUGUGAUAUGUAUCUAUAUUCUUUUCUAGUACAUAGGGAUUCUAUUCUUUAUUCUUUUCCAGUAUAUAGUAAUCUUAUUUAGGUGAUUGAUUAGAUUUCAUUAUUCUUUAAAUAUAAGUAAUAAAGAAGGUCUAUUUAGUGAUGUAAUAUGUUUGUAGUUUGUGAUUUGUACUUUGUAGUAUACAGAAAAUCAAUGAAUUUGAGGAAUUUCAGUUUAA